Musca vetustissima is the source of this 3040-nucleotide messenger RNA. RefSeq lists its product as uncharacterized. Gene Ontology annotation, cellular component: plasma membrane. NCBI's taxonomy places the organism in Eukaryota, Metazoa, Arthropoda, Insecta, Diptera, Muscidae. The transcript has 9 exons. The record is from RefSeq and is a predicted model, not a curated record. Bases 1 to 3018 code for a protein of 1005 amino acids.
AUGGGCCUACGAGCAAAAACAACAACCACUACGGCAGCGGCAGCCACUUUGAAUAGUGCCGCCACAAAUGCCGGUAACAACAUCGGCAACAGUUCACCUUCCGCCAAACACAAACUAUUAAAUGGUGCCCGAAAAUUCAAUAAGGCCUUUAGUCGUGGCAGUACAACAUUUGUUGGCGGCAAUGGUUGCAUCGUCGCCAGCAACACCACCUCAACAACAAAAAUACCCACAUCGUCAUCACCGUCAUCGCCACCCUGCUUAAGUCCAAAUGGCAUAAAACAUAGUCCAUCAUCCUCUCUAAUGGAUCCACAUUCAUUCUGCAGUAUACGCACAUUUCGCAGCAGUUCAACAUCAGCUUUGGUCGUAGCCUCAAUGGCGUCCAAUAUGCGUCCUCAGACCCUUAAUGUACACCAUCAUCAACAGGCCCCGGCGGAUCAUACACAAUUGUUUUUGGGUGAGGUCCUAGCUGCCUGGCGUGCCAAAGCAAGAUGCAAUGUUGUACCUGCCGAACGUACUCAAGAAUUAUUUCAAGAGCUGAGUUUUCAUCCAAAUGACAAACAGAUCAGUGACAUGUUACAAACGGCUAAAUUAUUGGCCCGCAAAGGCAGUCGCCAAUCAAACGGUUUGACAUUUGGAGAAUUUUGUGUAUUGGCAGCUGAUUUGAAGAGAUUCCGCACAUCAACAUUUGGUUCAACAUCGCCCGGUUAUUGUGACAAAUCCCAUUUACUUAGCUCUCUAUUGGAUGAUAAUGCUCCAACAGCUGCUGAUAGUACCGGCGACACAAAUGAGCACAGCAACAAAACAACAAAAAAACAUGACAACACUACCAGCAACUCCAACAACAUCACCACCACAACAACAAAUUGCAGUUUUCCAGGAAGUGAACUGCGCAGCACAAAAUCAUUUAGCAGUGUCGAGGACUGCCAUAAAAAUGAAAAACAACAAAAAACUGGCGAAUCAUCGACAACAUCCGCUCCCGUUGAAGUAUUUCUGGGUGGCUCAUGUAAUCCAACCACCUGGCGUGCUGAUGUUGCCAUACCCGCCCUCAAAGAAUCAGGCAUUUCAUUUUAUAAUCCACAAGUUUCCGAUUGGACGCCAGAUCUCAUAGAACUUGAGCAUCGUGCUAAGGAGAAAGCGCGAGUGUUAUUCUUUGUUAUGGAUUCAGAAACACGCGCGUCUGCUGGUGCCAUUGAGGCGGCACAUAUAGCGGGUCAAAACUGCAAGCAGCUGGUGCUGGUCCUGCAUCCGUACAGGCCUAACCAAAAUAUACUCAAUGAACAUAUAUCUCAGCAAGAGUAUAUCGAUUUAACGCGCAAUCAAUUAAUCUUACGCGAACUGGUCACCCGACGUGGUCUGCCAGUGCUCAAUAAUAUACCCUCAGGUCUGCAGCGUACUAAGGAAAUUUUAGCCGGUUUUAGAGAUCCUCCUUCGAAUAUAGCUUCAAUUUUAGUUGUAAUACGUGGUGCCUUUGACCGUGUCAAUCCCGUGUAUGAUCACAUCACUGUUGAACAGUGUCAACGUGCUCUCUUGUAUUUGGGUUAUGCCCAAAGUCUGGUAAAUAUGGAUAAUUUACAAAAAAUCAUUGCCGCUCAACGUGAAGCUUUGCAAAGUCUCAAUAAUGAGGGGGAUAAUGAUGCUACCUCUGCAAAUGCAGUGGGUAAAGGCAGUACAAAGUCCUCCCCCUCAUCUUCGUCGUGUGCUCAAAAUCCUACAAACAGCAGCAAAAAUAUCGCCGAUCAAAUUGAUUUUAAUUUAUUCUGUGUAAUAUCGGCCUAUUUAUCGGUACUGCAGCAGGAAAUACACGAAAGUGGUUGUAUAUCACCCAUUAAGGGUACCAAUGUGCCACCGCCACCAGUUUAUCUCUCAAAUUUGCAGGGCGAGGACACCUUUGCCAUAACCUAUUUUAGCAAAAAUAUUUCACGCACAUCAAGUAAUGCCAGUGUCCCAGGCAGUGAAGAACGUCUAACCAAUUCUCACGAUCUAUUGGGACGUAAUCGCGAUAGUGGCACCUCCUCACCCCAGCCCACAGAACCCUUACGCUCACGCUCUCAAACCCUUUUGGCCAAGGGAGGCAAACAACAGGUCCUUCUCAAUGUGGAAACCAUCGAGACCACAGAGGUCACCACCACUCAAACCAUACAAACACAAGCUGCAACAGCGGCCGCAGCAGCAGCUUAUGCAGCUCAACUGGUAGAUAUGUCUACCCAAACCUCGGUCACCGAAGAGGAAAGUGAUUCAAAUGAUUCGGUAUUUUCUAGCAGUAGUUCCAUCAACUCGAUCAACUACUGUGAUCCAUUGGCUGGCAUAACAACAGCGGUACCCGAAUUUCGUGAUGUCUAUUUGGGUGGUAGUUGCUAUUUACGCACCAAAUGGCGUCAAGAGCUGGCCAUCCCAUAUUUCAAAUCGAAAGGCAUAACAUUUCAUCUGCCCGCCUUACAUGAAAGUCUUAACCCCAGUCAAUUGGACUUACCCGAUAAGGUGGCGGCCGAAGAUGAUAACAAUAAAUCAUCAGGGCCCAAUUGGCGUAUCAACAGCCGGCAACCCACCUCGGCAGCUAGUAAUUUUAUGCGUACCCGAAGAAAAUGCCGUACCAAUAGCAGCAGUGGCAACAAAACCAAUGAAGAAACCGUAGAAGAGUUAACCAUAGCUGAGGAAUCUCUAAGUUGGACAUUGUCACCAGUGCGACCGAAUCUCUUUAAUCCAUCACUGUUGGACUCUAGUCGAGUCCUGCUUUUUGUUAUAACCAAUGAAACACGCUCUCUGGCACCCAUGACAUUAGCAGCUCACUGUAUUGGUCUUAUGUAUAAUGUUGUAUUGGCCGUACAAAUGCUGCCGGAUGAUUGUGUUAUUGGCAAUGAAAAGCUCACACCAACCGCCAUUAAGGAUUACAAUCGUGGCCGUUCCUAUUUAAUCGAUUUGGCCAAACGUCAGGGUGUACCCGUCUUUGAUGAUAUUAAGGCAGCUUUGGAAUGUACCGUCGAGAAGAUACAAUCCUACAACUCCAGGCGUUAUGAAUAGAUUAAAAAAAGAAAAUAUAAAA